This is a messenger RNA of Alligator sinensis (Chinese alligator), 5484 nucleotides long. RefSeq names its product potassium channel regulator (gene KCNRG). The record is from RefSeq and is a predicted model, not a curated record. Gene Ontology annotation, molecular function: protein binding. Gene Ontology annotation, cellular component: endoplasmic reticulum. Gene Ontology annotation, biological process: protein homooligomerization; negative regulation of delayed rectifier potassium channel activity. Bases 35 to 763 code for a protein of 242 amino acids. Lineage: Eukaryota; Metazoa; Chordata; Crocodylia; Alligatoridae. The transcript is spliced from 4 exons.
CGUAGGGCAGAGCGUUAAGAACUCUGAGACAAAUAUGAGCAAUCAAGACGUGGUUGUUUUGAAUGUGGGAGGCAUGACAUUUACAACAUGGGCUUCUACCCUGCAGCAGUUCCCAGAGUCUAGGUUAGCACGGAUGUUGAAUGGCAGUGACCAUGAUUUCAGACUGAUGAAUGGGCAGUUCUUUGUGGAUAGAGAUGGAGUUCUGUUUAGUUACAUCUUGGACUUCUUGAGGACUCUUCAGCUGUCACUGCCCACUAACUUCUCCGACUAUCAGAGGCUACAAAGAGAAGCAGAUUUCUAUGAACUCAACUCCUUGGCUGAAAUCCUGAGCCAGGAAAACUUGCUAAAGCCAAGACUAGAGAUGUUGGAAGUUCGCUUCUUGCUCCAGGAAACUCAGGCUUUUAUACGGAUCUUUGGUUCUUGCAGCAGCACUAUUGAAGAACUGGCUGGGCGGAUCAUUAUGUUUACAGAGCAGCAAUUGGGACAGGGCUGGCACAAUAACUCUUUCCCUCCCCAGAGGUCCCUAAAUCCAGUUCCUCUGGAAAGACCUUCUCAUCAUGACCUGGUUUUUCAGUGUGGCACAGACUACUCUGUUGCUGACCAGCUUGUGACAAGGUAUGUUUCCAUAAAACCUGAUGCUAGGAAGCUGAUUAACGGAACUAAUGUAUUAGGCCUGCUUGUUGACACUUUGCUUAAAGACGGAUUUCAUCUGUCCCAAAUAAAUGAUGAUGUUGCACCAGAGAGCCCAGCCCACAGGCCAUAGGUUGCUGACCCCUGCCGUAGAUAAUGCGACUGCACAAAUAAAAGAAAUGGUCUGCAAUCAGUUGAAGUAUCAACAUGAUUUCUAGGUCAGAAAGAAAUUACAAGGUGCAACAAGAUCUGGGUAUUAACAAAGCUUGUGCAUGGAACAACAACAACAACAAAUCAAGGUUCUCUGGUUUUGAAGUUAAGGCUUACAAGAUCCUUUUCUAGAGGCCUAUGAGUACACUGUAUCUUAGGUAUGCAAUAAGGCAGAAACCUGCAUGUGAACACUUGUUAUCUAUACCGAUUUUCUCUGUUCGAAAGCAUGCAUACAAAAUUAAAUUCCAGGAUCAAAAGAAAUAAGCCACUUUACAAAUUCCAUAAAGUUGCCCAACGCUAGGUUUCUAUACCCUAUUUUGAAGGACUCCCCCCCCCGCCCUCCCGGCCAUAUAUAAAUACCUAAGCUAGCAUAAAAUGACCGUUCUAGAUGUGUCAUCGGCAAUCUUUUCAGGUUGCAGGCUGAAAUGAUCCCAGCUCAGGGUCAUUCCAGGUGACGGGCUAUAGAUUGCUAACCCCUGUUCUAGCGGAAAUAAUGUUCCUCUUAAAGGAACUAAGUUUCUAGGCCUUUUUUCUUUUCUUUGAAAACUAGAAAAGGCUGUUAAGAAAAAACCAAACCAAACAAUGUUUUCUGAAAGUUUUUCUAAAACCAUGCAUGGAUCCUAGAAAUGAUUUGCUGAUUCACAUGCUAUUUUGCCAAAAGAUUCCCCUCUGGCUACAGGAUAAAGAGGCAAAACUUCCAAGUAUGUGGAACUUUCCCUGAGGAAUAAGGGGAAAAGUAAACAGUUUGGGUACAAGCUUUUAGUUUUCAUUGUCUGAAAAAACAUGAUUUGGUAGAAAUGAAGACUGUAGAGCAGGGGUGGGCAAAAUGCGUCCCGUCAGGCCAUUCUAUCUGGCCCGCGGGACCCUUAAAAAGGUUAGAGAAUUAAUAUUUAUCUGUCCUGGCUGCCUGUCAUGAGGCCCUCGAUGGCUUGCCAAAACUCAGUAAGUGGCCCUCCACUAGAAAUAAUUGCCCGCCCCUGCUGCAGAGAAUUUUCAAGCUUUUCUUCUUUUCCACCUAGUGGGUGGCAAUAUAUACCAGCUCAAAUGAUCAACAGAACACAUCCACAGUACUGACUUGUUUGCCCACCUGGCUGUUUUUACUGAAAAUGGUUUCUUCAUUAGUCAAAGCAUUUCAUAUUACCUAUUUCUGUAAUAUAUAAAACCUUAAGUGAAAACUCUUCUUUUCCCAGUAAAACUCACUUGAGCAACAUCUGACUUUUUCUAGCACCCAAUGGACACAACCACACUAUGGCCACAUGCAAAUGAGUGUGGUUGUGCAGUAUGUGACACCACAGACCCUUCUGUCAUGCAACACACCGUGCAUUUAGGUAUUCUCCAUCCUGCUACUUUGCAGUGUGCAGGGGCAGGGGGAGUUUGACCCCAGGAAAUCCUGGGGUCAAAAAAAAAUUGUGGGGAAAAAAAGCAGGGUGACAUGUGGCAGUAGUCUGGUCAGUGGAGCCAUGCUCCAGCUGCUGUCCAGGUUUCUAGCUGCAGGAGUGCUGCAGCUGUAGCUUCCCUGGCCCCUAGGACCCCAAGUAAAGCUACUGGCCCCAGUCUCCCCUAUCCCACCCAGGGUAAACCGCCAUGCGCCAGAGCGUGUGGCACAAGUAGCAGCAGCACUGCUACUUGUCUGUGGGGGAAUCAAACAUCCACGCUCAUCUGGAUGUGGCCUACAAAGGAACUGGGAAUAUAACUCAGCAAGGGUCAAAUCUGACUUGGUCUUUUAAUUUGGCACUUAAUUGGAAUCCGAUCAAAAUUCUAAAAAAGCAAAGCAGACUUUCAGAAUAUUCUUCCUCCCUACCCCCAAAAUGCUAUGCAAGUGAACGAACUUGAUAUUUAUAGUCCUUCUAUAAAACAACUAAGAUGAAAUAAAAUUGGUCUUUAGCAAAGAACAUUGAAUCAAGCCCAAGAGCCAAGUCUUUUUUUGGGUGUGGCUUUUAGAGAUUCUAGGACCAGGGUAUUAGUACAAUGACAUAAGAGUCCAAGCAAAACCAGCCAGUCUGUGUUUCAUUAAUUUGUCAGACUCUAGUCCAAUGCAUUUCUUCUAUGUUCUAAAAGAAGAUGGCCUUUUUGGACCCAGCCAUCCAGAUCAGAGAUAAAUAGUGUUAUUUUUUUCUUUUAUGACCCAAUGAAAUCACACCAAUUACUUCCUUUUUAGUAAGUGCCUGAAACAUGGUAAGGCCAGACAUUAUUUGUACCUAAAUAUUUAGCAAACCAGGACAUGGGUACGGAAGCUCACUAGACCACAACAGAGGAACAAUAAUUGUCAUUUUUGCUGUUCUUGGGAAUGUAUUGUACUUGGCGCUCUUAAUUUGUCAUUUAAGCACAAAUUAAUUAGAACAUCCUAAAGUUUCAGAUGUUCUUUAGGAAGACGAUUCUUAAUUACAUUCACUUGGAUUUCCAUUCAGUGGUAGCUGUGAAUACACAGAGAAAACAGCUUAGCUGAACUACUACUGGCUUCAAAGCCUUUUUUUAUUUUGUAGUUGAACAUCUGUGGGCAGGAUAUUAGAUUCUAAAGUGUGCGUAAGACAUGAGGAUUUUUUCACAGGCUCCGUUUGAGAAGCUGCUACCCAAUACUCCUACAAUUUUCCAAGGCAGCCAAUAUUGGUUGCUAAUCCAGUAUGUAAAGGUCACCUUUGAAUCUCUAGUCUAGAGUGACCUAGGUGGAAUCCAAAUUUUUUUUUUAGUUUUGUCAACAGAAAAGAAUUUAUCAUCCCUAUGCAUUGCAAAGAACAGAGAUACCAAACAUUUCCUGCUAUUCCACAUUAGACCAGGUAUUUAAUAACAGGCUUAAAAUGAAACCUUUAACAAUUAAUCAAAAUACCAUAAAGAGUUGAUAUAUCAAAGAAAAGAAAUACAGUUUAAUACCUAAAGCAGGAGAAUAGAAAUUUAGUCCCAUUCUAGUCCCAACUCUGCCAAACAUUUAGUAAGCAUCUACAAACCUAAGAAUACAGGAAGGCCAUUAUACUUUUCCUGUUUUGACUAUUAAGAGUUGAUAUACCUUUUUUUCUUUUAAAGAAAGAAGUUAGCUAUCCAUGCUAAUCAUCUACUGUAUUUAUUCAAAGAGAUGACAGUGUGUCCCCCACCCCACAAUUGGCUCCAUAGGAAAAUGGCACUGGGCUGGAGAUACUGCAGUACCAGGUCAGCACUGGAAGGGCCAGCUUUGACACCCCUACAUUUGAUCUUGAUGGAUACCACAAAGAUAGGUUAGUGCAGCUCAUCUGAAUAAGACACAUGCUACUGCCCAUUAAGUGCAAUCCACCUCACUGUUGGCACUUUUUCCAAGUCAUGGUGAGCUACAACCAACUGCAUACAGUUCACUCAGAAUCCCUCUGUUGCACCCUCUCAGCCUGGGGCAUUAUAUAUGAUUAAUGUGGUCCACCCUCCACAUGGCGAAGCCAGACUAGGUUGCCCUGUGCCUUAUCUGCACAUCAAUUUUUGAAGCAUCCCAUGACUUAUGACUGGAACCAAGUGUUCUUGUCAUAAGUGAAGGGUAAUUAGCACAUGGGCCCUUUGUGGAUGUGUGGCGGGGAGGGGAAGAAGGUCUAUCUGGAGUAUAUACGCAUACUGAGCAGUACUGAGCUAUGGGAUAACCAUGGAGGGCAGGGCCACCCUAAUCUUAUGUGCCAGACAGAGAGGGCACAACUGAGGGAUUCUGGGUGAACUGUAUGCAAUGCCAUAGGGCCCAGCUCAAUGAACUAAGAUAAAUCAUAAACUGUUUGGGCUUUGGACUAAUACCAUGCAUAGUUAAUGCUAGAUAUAAGUAGUGUUGCUCAAAACUGUGUUUGUGAAACUUUUGCCAAAACUUCCAGCAGUUUCAAAAAAAGGUUACAUGCAUCAAUUCUGGAUGAGCCAAGUGCAUAGGUGCUAUAUGAAAAUUGCUAUAGCUCUGUUUAAAUUUCAAGGUUAUUGUUUUCAAAGUUGUUCCGCACUUCCACAAGCUCUGGGACAGCAGGGUCUGACAGUAAGGAGGAGAAAGGGCUACCAAGGAAAAAGGUGGAUGCAAGCACAGAGCAAACGGCUACCUGAUCCCCCAUAUUUCUUCUCUCUGUUGUAGCAGGGAAAGGGACAAAUUCAAGGCAAACCUCUAAUAAUUAAGACACUAUACCUGGAAAAUCAUUACAAAUGUAUACAUUUUCCAUAUAUAGACUCUAAUUAUUGGGGCGGGGGGUCGUCUUAUAAGUCAGUCAUCUAUUUGCUUAAUACCAUAUUUGAGUAAAUACUCUAUUAAGCAAAUAGCAGUUUUCUUCUUGGAGGAGCUUCCUUACUCCUAAGCUAUACAAAGUGGUUCUCUGACUCAACUGAAUUGUAUAUCAUGUUUCACGCAUCAGAAAGGGUGUAUGUACGAGGGAAAGGAGAGAAUCACUUUCACAUGUGCAAAAUGAGAAUAGUAUUUACCGACCUCAAGGGUACUGUAGAGGUAAACUGAUUCUAUUAGUAAUUUACUCUAACAGUUCAAAAUGUCAUCAUUUAUUAAACAAGACUUGGAAAAAAAAGACAAAUUUUCAAAAACAGAUAAUUCUGCCCCCAAGUUAAUAGCAGGAAGCCCAUUUUGAGUCAGACUAGGAAUGAAAAGAUUAACUCAGUUGGAACACAGACAAAAAGAUUCAGGUAAGUUUGGAAAAUUCAAAGAACUUACCUUAU